Elgaria multicarinata webbii is the source of this 3249-nucleotide messenger RNA. RefSeq names its product chondroitin sulfate N-acetylgalactosaminyltransferase 1 (gene CSGALNACT1). NCBI's taxonomy places the organism in Eukaryota, Metazoa, Chordata, Lepidosauria, Squamata, Anguidae. The coding region runs from base 319 to 1908 and encodes 529 amino acids. Gene Ontology annotation, cellular component: Golgi cisterna membrane. Gene Ontology annotation, molecular function: glucuronosyl-N-acetylgalactosaminyl-proteoglycan 4-beta-N-acetylgalactosaminyltransferase activity. The record is from RefSeq and is a predicted model, not a curated record. The transcript is spliced from 8 exons.
GCUGCUGAGAAUCCCUUUUGCGGAAGAAUUCUACAAAGAAAGAUUUAAGACAGAAUAACCUUUCCAAUCACUCUCUAUUGCUGCCAGUGAACAAGACUGAAGCUGGAAUCUGUUAAUGAUCCUUUUAACCUUGGCACUGCCAAGUGGGCAUCUGGUGCUGUCCAGUUUCCACGUAUUACAUGCCAGCUAAGGGGAUAGUCAUCAACAAAACCAGGUGUGCCCAUGCAUGCAGCUUGUGAGCUGGGUCCUGCCAAAGACUGCUGGAAACUUGAGCCCCCCUGUACAGGAAUGUGGGUGCUACCAGCUGCUUAACAGACAAUGGUUCGGCGAGGGAUAGUGACAUGGCUCCCUCGGGUGGUAGUUCUGCUGGUGGUCCUCUGCUGUAUUGUAUCUGUGCUCUACAUGUUGGCCUGCACUCCGAGAGGUGAGAAUCAGCAGCUUGCCUUCCCCAGAGUGAACAUCCCAACGGGAAAUGAGGAGUAUGAGGCAAUCCUACAGGAAAGGGAAGAGCAUCACUGGGACCACAUCAACAGUCUGAAAAAACAGAUUGCUGAGCUGAAGGAUGAGCUCCAGGAGAGGAGUGAGCAGCUGAAGAGCAUGCAGGUCCGCAGUACUGACUCGCUGGGGGUAGAAAUGGACACAGGGAACCUGGAGAAAUCCCAGAAGGCCCUCUUGCAGUUUCUGCAUUCCCAGAUCGACAAAGCAGAGAUACAUACUGGCGUGAAGCUGCCGACCGAGUAUGCCGCAGUGCCCUUUGAGAGCUUCACCCUGCAGAAAGUGUACCAGCUGGAGAUGGGUCUUACCCGUCACCCUGAGGAGAAGCCAGUGCGCAAGGACAAGAGGGAUGAGUUGGCAGAGGUGAUUGAAUUGGGCUUGGAGACUUUAAACAGUCCAAACAGCAAAGGCAGUACAAACCAUCGGACAUAUUCCUUCUCUGACUUCAUAGAAGGCAUUCAGCGGACAGAAAGAGAUAAAGGCACCCUGUAUGAGUUGACAUUCAAAGGAGACAAAGGACACGAAUUCAAGCGAAUUGUGCUAUUUAGGCCAUUUGGCCCCAUCUUGAAAGUUAAGAAUGAAAAUCUCAGUAUGGCCCAGACCCUUAUUAAUGUCAUUGUCCCUCUAGCAAAAAGGGCCAGCAAGUUUCAUCAAUUUAUGCAAAACUUCAGGGAAGUGGGCAUACAACAGGAUGGACGAAUUCACCUCACUGUAGUUUAUUUUGGGAAGGAACAAAUGAGUGAGGUAAAAGGAAUCCUUGAAAACACAUCCAAAUCAGCCAACUUCAGGAAUUACACCUUCAUCCAGCUGAAUGAAGAGUUCUCAAGAGGGAAAGGCCUGGAUGUGGGUGCCCGAUAUUGGAAAGGAAGCAAUGUUGUUCUGUUUUUCUGUGAUGUGGAUAUAUACUUCACAGCAGAAUUUCUCAAUACGUGUAGACUGAACACACAGCCAGGGAAAAGGGUAUUUUAUCCAGUUCUUUUCAGCCAAUAUAACCCAGGCCUAAUUUAUGGACAUCAUGGUUCUAUCCCACCCCUAGAACAUCAACUGGUGAUAAAAAAGGAGACAGGGUUUUGGAGAGACUUUGGGUUUGGAAUGACUUGUCAGUACCGCUCUGAUUAUAUCAAUAUUGGUGGAUUCGACAUUGACAUUAAAGGGUGGGGAGGAGAAGACGUACAUCUGUACCGUAAAUACCUUCACAGCAACCUCAUUGUGGUGAGGACACCUGUCCGGGGACUUUUCCACCUUUGGCACGAAAAGCAUUGCUUAGACGAACUGACCCCAGAGCAGUACAAGAUGUGUAUUCAGUCCAAAGCCAUGAAUGAAGCUUCUCAUGGGCAGCUAGGAAUGCUGGUCUUCAGACGGGAGAUUGAGUCUCAUCGGCGCAAACAGAAAACAAGCAAUAAAAAGACUUGAAGCCAAGAAGUGUCUUACUCAAAGAUAAAAAUGAAGAACCUCCCAGUCGAACAUAGAAAGUUGUUUUUAAAAAGACUCUAGGGAGAUGAAAUGUCACAAGAAAUUCCUGUCCUUGCUAUUAGUUGCAGGGCUCUUGAAAACUCCCUUUUCUCUAAUUUGUCUGUGGGCCAUACCAUUGGUUGAUGCCAUUAAGGCAUAGAGAACAGCUAUUUGUUUUUGCCAUUUGUUUGAUAUUUAAAAUACAACAAGAUAGUUUUAUAACUUUCAUAGAAUCAUAGAGUUGGAAGCGGACUUGCAGAUCACCUAGUCCAACCCACAAAAUCUGCUUACCUGCAAUUUACAACUGUUGGUUUUAGUCCUACCCUCAGGAGCAACAGAAAAAAAAUGUCUACUCCAUCUUCUGCCCAACACUCUUAGAUAUUUGAAGGCCUUGUUUCCCCUUGACCUUCUCUUCUCCAAGCGAAACGGACCCAGCUCUUUCAGCCAUUCGUUGUAGGAAGUGGUUUCCCCAGACCCCUCACCACCCUAGUCACUAUUCUCUAGACACAUUCCAGUUUGUCAAUGUCUUUAAAAUGUGCUGCCCAGCCCCUGGACAACAACUUUGGCCCAACACAGAAUGCAGUGGAAAUUGUUACUUACCAUGAACUAUCAUAUGACCAGAGUGUACAAAGCUUUACAUUUUAUCUGUUGGAUAGCCACGUGCUCAUGAGCACGUGGCUUAUGAGUAAAAUCAUAGGAAUGCUUUUGGAGAGGAGGCCAGAGAGCUAUUCAAAUUAGAUUACUGAUGAUGGCGCUGAUCCAGUUCUAGCUAUACUCUGCUGUGUGUAACUAGUAACUCUGAAUAGGACUGCACAUCCACAUUUGGGUCACAUUCACCCAUCCAAACCAAUGGGGGAUUCGAUUAUAACCACAUGGCAUGUGAUCCAUAUCAGCUGAACAUAACAGAUCUCUUGCUAGAUUGAGGCAUAUCUCUUUAAGCCCCUCAAAGAAGGUAAAGAACUACUUUCUGUGAGCCAUAUUUAGAUAACUCUGGUGACGUUUCAAAAUUCCACAGGAUCCAUAUGAAAUCACAUAUGCCAGUUUAAGCUAGAUAGACAGAGUAGGACACAAACAGGGUUGACUUUAUAUAGAGAAGGAGCAGAAGACAAGGAUUUCUGGCAGCUAAAAUGCUAAUUUCUCAAAAACAAUAACAGGUAAAAACAUAGAACCAUAUCUCUGCCCAACAACACUAUCAGUUAUAAUCACCCAAACCAAAAAGCAAAUUUGCUGGAACUUCUGUGGAUUAAGUAAAUAAUAAAUGUUCACUUGUUCUUAGGAGCUAUAUCAAAUAUCAUUUGUGUU